Molecule: messenger RNA, 1718 nt
Organism: Callorhinchus milii (elephant shark)
Lineage: Eukaryota; Metazoa; Chordata; Chondrichthyes; Chimaeriformes; Callorhinchidae
Gene: amigo1
Product: adhesion molecule with Ig-like domain 1
Exons: 1
Coding region: 183-1649 (488 amino acids)
Biological process (GO): brain development
Molecular function (GO): protein binding
Source: RefSeq, a predicted model, not a curated record
GUGCCUUGUUGGGUUGGGUGCCAGGCUCUCUCUCUCUCUCUACACAAUGCUGGAUGAUGUAUGUCUCCCACCACAAGAGUCCUGUCCUGGGAAAUCCUCUCUGCAGUCUGUGUCUCGCCCCUGUGCUGGGUAAGCUUUACCCCUCUCUGCUCUGCUCCAUCUCCCCACCUUAAGUCCUGACAAUGUGGAAGAGCAGUGCCCUGGGGUUCAGACUGACCAUUCUCGCCCUGUUUGGUUGUUGGGCUAACGUGGCUGCCCUGACCUGCCAUCCGGACUGUAUCUGUGCCAGUAACAUUGUCAGCUGCUCCAAGAAGGAGCUCGUAGCCAUCCCCAACUCCAUCCCGGAGUACACCGCCAUCCUGGACCUCAGCUACAACAGCCUGAGCCGCCUGCGGGCAGAGUGGACCUCUGUCCACCUCAACAAGCUCCACACAUUGUUCUUCAGCCACAACGGCCUGAUCUUCAUCUCCGAGGAGGCCUUCUCUCGGGUGCUGCACCUCAGAUACCUGGACCUGUCCUCCAACAAGCUGCGAACAUUGGAGGAGUUGCACUUCCAUGAGCUGGAAGAGCUGGAGGUGUUGUUGCUUUACAACAACCAGAUCUCACAGAUUGACAAGACAGCCUUUGAGGGGACGUCUAAGCUGCAGAAACUCUACCUGAGCCAAAACCAGAUCUCCCGCUUCCCCCUGGAGCUGGUCGUGAAGAAGACGAGGUCUCCUGAGCUGGAGCUGUUGGAUGUUUCUGGCAACAAGAUCAAAUCACUGCCAAUCGCGGAGCUGAACUCCCUGCCAGCCUUCCUCAAGAAUUCUCUGUACCUGCAUGACAACCCACUGCUGUGUGACUGCCCGCUCUAUCUCCUGCUCACCCAAUGGCACGCUCGCCAGCUCAACUCUGCUGUGGACUUCAGGGACGAAUUCCAGUGUGUCCUUCCCCUCAACCACAAGCUGUCCAUCCGCCUCUUCAACCUGCAGAGCGACUACAUGAACUGCAGUGUCCCGAACGAUUCAGAACUGGAAGCUUUCCUGGAAGAUACCCUCACCAUCCACUGUGAUACCAAGCUGAGGAACAUGACCAAGGUCUGGAUGACUCCCAGCAAUGAGACCAUCCAGGCUGGGCAAGGCAACCAGAGUGCCCAAGUCCUGCCCAAUGGUAGCCUGCAGCUCAGGGAGCUGAGACCUGAGGACUCGGGCACCUACACCUGCUUUGCCAUCAGCAGUCACUUCAACGAGACCAUCUCUGUCCAACUCAAGGUCCACAACUCCUCGGCCAUCGUUGGCUACGAGGGGUUAAACACGGCCUACACCACCCUGGUGGGUUGUGUGGCCAGCGUAGUGCUGGUUCUCAUCUAUCUAUACCUCACCCCCUGCCACUGCUGGUGCAGGAAGAAGGCUGAGACACAGCAGGAGGAGAGCAUCCAUUCCUCCUCACUCAGCACCACCCCAACACACCAGGCCGAGGCCGAGAAGGAGGCCCUGGAUAUGCGGGUGGCCUUCAUAGACCCGGCCAGGUGCGGCCUGGGGCAGAAUGGCAAAGUGCAGCCCAACGCCGUGGAGCAAUUUGAGGACAAAAGAUUGUCAGCGACUUCCAGAAAGAAAUCUGACUCCGAGUCCUUCAGCACCGUGCUCCUGGACUCUCCUGUUGUAGUGUAAUAAUUUAGUAAGUACCCAGGUGAGGGGAGAGAGAGGGAGGGGGCUGGGGGAGAGAGGGCGGGGUAAAUG